GUGGCAUUUGCUCUUACGUCUUACUGUAUUUGUUUAAAAAUACUCUUUUGACUGUUUUAUAAAUAUGAGAACACCGAGGCGCCGUAACUUAUAUAAUAAACACAUCUGAAGAUACCGAACACCCUUAAUUAAGCGUCUGUUUUUACCCUCCCAUACAUAUUUUCAUUUCUAACAAAUAGCCACUGGUCGCGCGGAUAUGACGCACGGUGCGUUCUGUGACGCCACUGACUGUAUUCCCGCGAAAUGUCAAAUCAUGGCAGCAGGAUUUCAGAAAUGAUCGUCUCUUGAGUAUGAAAACCAUGAGAAGUCAAGGCAGAUCUGGUCCAGAUGGGGUUUCUCUCCAUGACAAGGAUGCACUUCAACUCCUUCCACAGAAACUAGGGGGAAAACUGAUGCCCUUCCAGAGAGAAGGGGUCCUUUUUGCCCUGUCAAGGGAUGGACGGUGCAUGAUUGCAGAUGAGAUGGGUUUGGGAAAGACGAUCCAGGCCAUUUCAGUGGCAUAUAUCUUCAAACAAGAAUGGCCUCUGCUGAUUGUGGUGCCUUCAUCUCUGAAAUACCUUUGGAUUGAAGAGCUGGAGAAGUGGAUUCCCGAACUCGACCCCAGAGACAUCAACUUGGUCGAAAGCAAGACCGAUACAAUGAGCAUCGGCACUAGCAAAGUGACUAUACUGGGAUACGGGCUGCUCACGACGGACGCACGCCCCCUGCUGGAGGCCCUGAACAAGCAACGAUUCGACGUCAUCCUCGUGGAUGAAUCCCACUACCUGAAAUCUCGCAACGCAGCUCGUAGUAAAAUAUUGGUGCCAAUCAUUCAGAACGCCAAGCGUGCCAUCCUUCUAACUGGCACCCCGGCGCUGGGCAGACCAGAGGAGGUACGGUUUUUCGGGGCCAGACGGCAGUGGGACUGUCGCGGCGCGUCUCAUUUGGACGAAUUACACCAGCGUCUGAGCGAGAUUAUGAUUCGCAGACUCAAGAAUCAGGUGCUGACUCAACUACCACCCAAAAUACGCCAACGAAUCCCCUUCGACCUUCCCAAAGAUGCUGCCAAGGAAGCGAGUGCUAGUUUUGAGCGGUGGGAGAAACUGAUGAGCUCUGAGAGUGAGAAUCAGUUUGUGGAGGUGAUGAGUCUCAUCACACACAUGUAUAAGCAGACUGCCAUUGCCAAGGCCGGAGCGGUGAAGGACUAUAUAAAGAUGAUGUUGGAGACCGAACAGCUGAAGUUUCUGGUCUUUGCUCAUCAUCUCAGCAUGCUGCAGGCGUGUACCGAGGCUGUCAUCGAGGCCAAGGCUACUUAUAUCCGCAUCGAUGGCAGUGUUCCAUCUGCAGAGAGGAUCCAACUUGUGCAUCGUUUUCAAAAUGAUCCAGACACGCGUGUGGCCAUACUAAGUAUACAGGCAGCUGGACAGGGUCUGACAUUUACGGCUGCGUCUCACGUGGUCUUUGCCGAACUCUACUGGAACCCAGGACACAUCAAGCAAGCAGAGGACAGAGCACAUCGCAUAGGGCAGACCAUGACGGUACACAUCCACUACCUCAUCGCCAAAGGAACCUUUGACACCGUCAUGUGGGCCAUGUUAAACAGAAAGGAAACGGUUACAGGCAGCGCUCUGAACGGAAAGAAAGAGUAUUUGAAAGCUGAGGUGGGAGACGAAGAGAAAUGGGACUUUCUGAACUUUGCUAAGGCAUGGACACCAAGCGACACCAAGAAAGGUGACUCUGAGGACGACAAGGAUGGAAUUUUCUUUUCUCAUUUUGAAAGGGAAAAGCAGCACGACAUCAGAUCGUUUUUUUCCCCCUCUGUGAACAAAGAAAAGAAGAGGAAACGAACCGGGGAUUCACCCUCCGACGGAUCUCCUCUCGCCCAAUUACCUGAGGGGGUGGAGCCUGUUCGGACCCUGGACAUCCAGAGCUCUGAUUUGAAGGCCGACCAGGGGGAGGACUUUUCUCCUCAGGUGAAGCGGUUUAGGCAGGUUAGCCCCUCGUCGCGACGUGGGGGUAAGAAGAGCCCCCUGUCGUCCUUGUGCGCCCCCCGAAGGCUCUCAGCGGGACUGCAGGCUACGCGCCACAAUCAGAAGUGGAACUGUUCGGCAUGUACAUUCUCCAACAGCGGAUUGCUGCUACACUGCGAGAUGUGUGAAAGUCCGCGAAAUGCACAUAAAGCUCCCUGCACAUCUUCAUCAUUACCGGAUCACCCCUCAUCCUCCUCGUCGCUCACUACCAUCUGCAUCUCUGAUUCAGAUCAAGAAAACGAACCAGCCACCCCCAGCACCCCACAAACUCCACACACACGUCCAAACCUACAGGCCAGUCCGGUUGUGGCAGAAACACACGUGGAUGAAUCUCAGGAAAUGCAACGAAAGAAUGAGUUCAGCUCACAAACUCUCUCCAGCGGUGAUCCAGCUAAUGACAUUCACAUUCAAAAGGAGUCGGAUGACUCCGUUCCCGUGUACGACUCUCUGAAGUUCUGUGCCAGCAAAAACACAGACAGGAUCUACAUCUACGACAAGGAUGGCCUCCCGCUCCACUGUAACUUCAUUCCCUUGGAUAUCAGACUGCAGAAUUGGGAGGAACUGCCAGCAGAAUUCAAUCACAGCGAGAACAGGAGUCAGGUUGUGCGAUUCGUGCGCGAGUGGAUCUCUCUGACUGCGAUGAGGCAGAGGAUGGUGAGGAAGAGUGGAAGUGUGUUUCACAGCCCUAUCCUGCUGCUAGAGGAGCUCAGUCAAUCCCAGCGCCGGCACAGCAGCACCUCCAGGUAUCUCUCCAGACAGGAUGUAGCUCAGACCUCCAUCACUGUGGCCCAGAAAGAGGGCGGAGCUCUCCGCAUCAUCAAAAAGGACAACAUCGGUCCGAAAAGACAAUCCUCAUCCGAACAUACUGACCCCAGCAACAGGUCUGACCACCCGUAUCUCUCCAGACAGGAUGUAGCUCAGACCUCCAUCACUGUGGCCCAGAAAGAGGGCGGAGCUCUCCGUAUCAUCAAAAAGGACAACAUCGGUCCGAAAAGACAAUCCUCAUCCGAACAUACUGACCCCAGCAACAGGGAAGCAGAGAGCUCGGUGUGUGUUCAGACAAACACUACAGCCGGUUACCUGCAGGCCAUGGACUCGGCCGGGACCCCCCUGUGUCUGUCCUGCCAGAAGCCCAGCGGGGAGCACCGCGGCUGGGCAGGAGGCUUCUGCAGCCCUGCCUGUAUGGAGGACUUCCAGCUGCGCUCCAAUCAGGGCUACAUGCGCGCCCGCGUGCUGGAGACGGAGCAGGGUGUGUGUCAGCAUUGCGGACUCAAUGCCCACCAGCUGUACGUGCAGGUCCGGGACGCCCCGCGCACACACCGCAAGGAGAUGCUGGACAACACCUGGCUGGCACAACUCCCUCUCAAACAGCUGAAUGAAAUGAUUCAGAGUCCCGUUGAAGGACAGUUCUGGCAGGUGGACCACAUUAACCCCGUGUACAGAGGAGGAGGACAGUGUUCCCUCGAGAACCUUCAAACCCUUUGUACCGUCUGCCAUCGGAUGAGGACCGCACAGCAAGCCAAAGACAGAAGUCAGAUGAAACGAGACCAAGCCGCCUCCAAACUGGCCUCUGACAUCACACGAUUCUUCGUCAAGAAAUGAGCCGUUCCGUCUGCAACUAUUAAAAACACAUAUUCAGAGCUGUUGCCUUGGAAAUGACCCGCCUGCCAGAGGCGUUAUUUACCAGCAUCUGCAGUGUUUGAGGAUUGUAAUUUAGCCAAUUGGGUAGCUGUUUUUAAUCACUGCUCUCAGCAAGAGACAAAAUAACUUUUAUAUUCGAUGUGUUCAACCAUAAAUUAAAUGAAGUCACUAAAUAAACAUGUUCC
Messenger RNA from Sinocyclocheilus grahami, 3835 nucleotides. It is a transcript of the gene zranb3, whose product is annotated as zinc finger, RAN-binding domain containing 3. Gene Ontology annotation, molecular function: nucleic acid binding; zinc ion binding; DNA endonuclease activity. Gene Ontology annotation, biological process: replication fork processing; DNA repair. The record is from RefSeq and is a predicted model, not a curated record. Gene Ontology annotation, cellular component: nuclear replication fork. The coding region runs from base 291 to 3611 and encodes 1106 amino acids. The transcript is spliced from 22 exons. Lineage: Eukaryota; Metazoa; Chordata; Actinopteri; Cypriniformes; Cyprinidae.